GAAGAACCAAGGCGGAAGUAAGAGAAGAGGCUAAAAUAAACAACACGGACACUUCACAAACUAGCGCAGAAAUGCAUUAAAAGGUAAAGAACAUAAUGUGACAUCUGAAUCUCUGGACUCCUGGAAACCGCUGCUGCGAUGGUGGUGAACUGGGGCUGGACGCCAGUGUCCUGGAAAUUGUAUCACUGUACAAGUCUGGCAUGAAAACUGUACAGACUAAAAAAUGACUCCAGGAAAUCAAGAUUGAGUUUUUGUUUUGUGAAUAAGCUGUUCAAAGAUGGCGGCAGAAGGCGAUGAAAAGGAGUUGGAAGGGCUAAUGGAGCAUGAGGAGACAAUGAGUGGCAGUAAUUGGGAUACGUCUGUGGGUCAAAGCUUAGAAAAUGAAGACGAAGAAUUAUCACAAGACAACCAAACUCCAUCCAGCCCUCAUGAUUCUGGCAUUGGUGAAUCCGGUUUCUACGAGCCUAGAGAUGACACCGAGGAAGUUACGGAGGAGAUCUCAGACGAACUGGACCCUGAUGUGGAAAAUAUGCAAGACGAAGAUGAUCAGAAGGAGAUGAAUGGAGAGAGCGGCUGGAGGAAUGCAGGAAAAAAAGGCAAAGUUAGAAGCAGCGGAUCGAUUUCAGAGUCAACUUCUGCCUAUGUUCCUAAAGGCAGCAGCGUACCUAGACAUAAACAAGCCCGAAGACGCAACCAUCAUCAUCACCAACAAAACCGCGGGCGACGAAGGACUGGCAACCAAUUAUUUUCGUCUUUUAAGGAAAUGCUAUCCGAAUCUGUUAGUUUAUGGUGUAUCUCUUGCGUCCAUAUGAUGAUUGAAAUUAUAGUGACUUUGACUCAUAACUGCGGUGUGGGCGUGGAAGCCGGGGGAGUAAAACUGUACAACUUUGGACAAAAACUUAUUGUUAAAAUCUCGGAUGUCCCUGGGAUGAAGGCGGAUGCGACGAGGUUGUACAAUUGGACUAAAAGUAACGCUUUGAACUGUAAAGAUAAACUAGUCACAUUUGGAAAAUUCACAAUGUCUUCUGCCUUAUCUUGCUCUAAGCUUUUCUGUGCACUGGCUUUUCUCACAUUUCUUUGGGUUAAAGGAGUUGUAGGACGGAUCGGAGGAGAGAGGGGGAAGCGAUUUUGCACGUAUAUUCAAGAAUCAAGGUUUUGGCAGAAGUUGGUGGGGUUAGUAGAGAAAGUGAGGAACUGUUUUAGGAGGAAAUGUGCCCCUUGCGGUCCUGAGUCGCCUGGAGGUCAAGGGGUGAGAGGAGCACCGGGGCAGGAGCUGGAGCGGCUUCUGGCGUUGGCAGACGUCCCAGAGGAGGAGCUAGACCCCUUCUCUGUGCUUGGGGUGGAAGUGCAUGCCACAGAAGCCGAGCUCAAGAAGGCCUACAGGCAGCUGGCGGUGCAGGUUCAUCCAGACAAAAACAAACACCCUCGAGCCGGGGAGGCGUUCAAAGUGCUGCGUGCUGCCUGGGACAUCGUCAGUAACCCUGAGACCAGGAGGGAGUAUGAGCUGAAGAGGAUGGCGGCAUCUGAGCUCUCUAAGUCAAUGAAUGAGUUUCUGACCAGACUCCAGGACGACCUGAAAGAAGCCAUGAACACCAUGAUGUGCACCAAAUGUGAAGGAAAACACAAGCGUUUUGAGAUGGACCGUGAGCCGUCCGAAGCGCGGUUUUGUGCCGAGUGUAACCGUUGCCAUAGCGCUGAGGAGGGGGACUUGUGGGCGGAGUCAAGCAUGCUGGGCCUCCGCAUCACGUACUUUGCCUGUAUGGACGGCAAGGUCUACGACAUCACAGAGUGGGCGGGCUGUCAGAGGAUAAGCAUCUCUCCGGACACUCACCGCGUGCCGUACCACAUCUCGUUUGGAGCCAAGAACAGCAGCUCCACACGACACAGAGCACCUUCCGAGCACCCCCCAGGCCCCACAAACCCGGCCGACCUCCAGGACUUCUUUAACCGCAUCUUUAAGGGAGCGGCGCCCCCCACUGACAUGUCUGCCAAUGGCGCCUUUUUCCCCUCUGCCCCACACCCUCCCCCGGGCCCCGGUACCACAUCUGGCCCGGGCCCUACCUUCCCCCCUCCGCCUCCGGGACCCUCGAGCUUCUUCAUGCCCGGAAAUCAGCGCUCGGAGCCGGGUGAGAGCUGGGCAGAGACUGGGAAGCAGCCGAGGAGGAGGAAAAAAGUGCGAAAGCCUUUUCAGAGGUGAAGACUUGUGUGUUGUCUGAGGAAGGGACACAGGAAAUAAUGGCCAUUUUGGAUCUCACGCGCAGUGGGUCGACAGAGACGCAGCUAGUUUCAAUGAAGUUUUGCUGUUGGUGCUUUGAAUUCAUGCCACAUUGUAGAUUUUCUCAUUGGCUUUGGGGCAAGUUUUGAAGAUUAUAAAUUUUUACAAAAGUACAAAUUUUAAUAAUUUCAAACUCUUAUCCUGAUGGCGUUGCUCAUUUUAAAACCAUCAAAAACAAUCCAACUAAAAUCAAACUCUGGUCACUAUGUAGUAAAGUGGAGAUGCCAGCAGAGGGCAGUAGGUCUUGGCUCUGUUAUGCUCAGUUGAACAGAAAGUGGGACGAAAUUGUGUGUCUGAUGCAAUUUUAUUACAAAUAUAGCUGUUAAUAAUGAAUGGUAUCACAACUACAGACACUAGGCCUGUCAAAGUAACACAUUUUUAAAGCUACAAUAUGUCACUUUAUUUUUCUUGGAAAGGGUCCCCCACCUGCUAGACACAAUACAGAUGUUACUGGUUUGUCUGGAAUGUUCCGUGGUAUAGCAUUAAAGAUGUCUAUUUCGCAUGUAUUCAAUUACAGUUAUUUUUACGAAAAAAAAAAAGAAAAGAAAAAAUGGCGUUACUGUAAGCAGGGACGUCUUUCCUCAGAUCUGAUCUGUAACUUGGGCUGGUGGCAUUAUUUUUUCAUAUUUUUAAUGCUAUAGUAUGUAACAAUCCUGGCAAAGCAAUAACAUCUCCAUGGAGACAAGCAAGUGGACGGACCUUCCAGCAGAAAAGGUACACAUUACGCCUUUAAAAUCCGUGUAUCAUUCGUUCAUUUGUUUUUCAAUAUAAAAUCAAAAAUAAGAAAACGAAAAAAAAUCCGUGUAUCAUUCGUUUUUCAAUAUAAA
This is a messenger RNA of Boleophthalmus pectinirostris (great blue-spotted mudskipper), 3102 nucleotides long. RefSeq names its product DnaJ (Hsp40) homolog, subfamily C, member 14 (gene dnajc14). The transcript has 7 exons. Gene Ontology annotation, molecular function: dopamine receptor binding. The record is from RefSeq and is a predicted model, not a curated record. Lineage: Eukaryota; Metazoa; Chordata; Actinopteri; Gobiiformes; Gobiidae. The coding region runs from base 278 to 2197 and encodes 639 amino acids.